Molecule: messenger RNA, 396 nt
Organism: Colletotrichum karsti
Lineage: Eukaryota; Fungi; Ascomycota; Sordariomycetes; Glomerellales; Glomerellaceae
Exons: 2
Coding region: 1-396 (131 amino acids)
Source: RefSeq, a predicted model, not a curated record
AUGUUCGGCCGCAUUCUGCUCACGCUCGACGGCGCUAUGCUCCUCUUCGGCGCAUUCCUGGCCGAUUGGAACGAGACACACAUCCACAACCCGCGAUGGCCCCCGCAUGCUAAAUUCCACAACGCACAAACAAUGACGCUCUCCUUCAUUCUCGGUGUGGCGACCCUGUUCUUCACAUGGCGUCCCAACAGCAGCCCGGAGAUGUCCAGAGAAUCGUUCCGCAUCGCGGGCUUCCUUGGCUCCAUCUACUGGGUGGCCGGGUGGGCGUCGCUGCUGUAUCCCGGCACCUCGGGUCUGGACCCCGAGCACGGCGGGCCGGGGUUCCCGCAGAAAUACCCAUUCACCACGGCACUUGGGCUCGCCGUGUCCGGGGCGUAUCUGGAAGGGGGCUUCUGA